CGACGUGGAAUCCAUGACGGUUACAGUUGACGCCGGUGUUCAGUUAAGAAAGCUUCUGAAUACGCUCGCAGCAAAUGGGCUUGCGUUACCUCAUACGACCGACUGGGAUGGCUUGUCAAUGGCUGAAGUGAUUAGUACGGCGGCUCACGGGAGCAGUUUGUGGCGAAAGGGUGGCGGAAUUCACGACCAUGUGGUGGGCAUUAGUAUUGUGAUUCCUGCACCUGCAGAACAGGGCUACGCAAAGCUUAUUCUUUUGACAGAGAAAGACGAGGAAAUCCGGGCCGCUAGGGUUUCGCUGGGAGUAUUGGGAGCCAUUUCUCAGGUGACGUUUGCGGUGGAGAAGAUGUUUAAACGGUCGAUUAGCCUGAAGUUAAAAAAUGAGUCGGAUCUGGAAAAUUCAUUUGUAAAGUUUGCUGAAUCGCAUGAGUUCGGUGAAAUGUAUUGGUAUCCUUCGUUCUAUGGAAUGCUGCAAUCUAUUCAGGACAGACUCCCCGUUGAGAGCCCGGGAAAUGGAAAGAGGUCCGAGAUUGACUUCCGUCCGGCCACAGUUCAGAGCGUAGUACAAAACAGGGUAGUUGAGGAAUUGAAUGAUGAGAAAAUAAAUGCGAUCAAUCUCUGCAAAUCAGUGAAGACGCAGGUCGAGCAAGGCGUGAAAGAGGGAAAUGGAUAUCUGAACGACGGAAGAUCUUUCUAUGGGUUUCCUGUUAUAGGUUAUAAUCACCUCAUGCAGAGUUCCUCCGGCUGCCAGAUCGAUCCACGCAGCGAAGAGCACGGCAUGUGUCCGUGGGAAGGAAAAGAGUUAAAAAGCAACGACACUAUAUGCGGUUGGGACACGCAAGUGAAGGGUAAUUUCUAUUAUCAUACUUCAAUUGUGAUUCCUCUGUCGAGGAUAGCAGAAGCCAUUAAAGACAUGAAACAAAUUCGUGAUACAGAUCCAACAGCAUUGUGCACGAUUGAUUCCAAUCUGGGAGUACAAUUUAGAUAUUUUAAGAAGUCCAAUGAUUAUCUGUCCCACAAAGAAGACAGCGUAGUAGUUGAGUUUAUUUAUUUCCGUUACCGUGAGCUCGGGACACCGCGAUGGAAUGGGCAUGCAAUGGACGAGAUUGAACAGAUGCUUUUGCAGAAAUAUGGAGGAGUGCCCCACUGGGGAAAGAAUCGGGUGUACACAUUUGAAGGAGCUGCCAAACGAACUGUGAAUCUGGGCAAGUUUUUGAAAGUGAAGAAGCAAUUUGAUCCAGAGGGAUAUUUCUCUAGCGAGUGGUCAGAUGGAGUGCUGGGAAUCGGAAAAGGUGUAGAAGUAUGGCAAGAUGGAUGUGCUCUGGAUGGGCUGUGUGUUUGCAAAGAAGAUCGUCAUUGCGCUCCUGAAAAGGGAUUUGUGUGUAGGGCUGGGAAUAUUUGGAAGAAAGCUCGUGUCUGCACAAAGGUUAAUGCUGAUUUGUCUAUUAUUGCGAAAUUUUCAAAAUAAAAUGGCGAACAAAGAUACUGCCAUAUAUUGUACGGAAUACAAAAUGCUGACUUGAUAUAAUUAUUGAAUAAAUUUUUAUUUGUAAAUAUACCGUGGUGGAGGCACCGUCCCAGCAUGAAUCGCGUCUUGAA
Molecule: messenger RNA, 1596 nt
Organism: Cryptomeria japonica (Japanese cedar)
Lineage: Eukaryota; Viridiplantae; Streptophyta; Pinopsida; Cupressales; Cupressaceae
Product: L-gulonolactone oxidase 2
Exons: 2
Coding region: 14-1465 (483 amino acids)
Cellular component (GO): membrane
Molecular function (GO): FAD binding; D-arabinono-1,4-lactone oxidase activity
Source: RefSeq, a predicted model, not a curated record